Messenger RNA from Acanthosepion pharaonis, 978 nucleotides. The record is from the annotation of a GenBank genome assembly. NCBI's taxonomy places the organism in Eukaryota, Metazoa, Mollusca, Cephalopoda, Sepiida, Sepiidae.
AUGAGUAAAAGUGUACUUAACCCCCUUCUAUGCCUCUGCCCUAUUUUGCUUCUAUGGUCUAUCUUAUGUUUAGUAUUAUGCAUUUGUUUAUUGCAGGUGUCCCGUGAUGAGGCCAUUGCUAUACUAAGACAGGAUGUUGUAGAAAAGUUACAAGAGAAUUAUCAAGACAUCGAUCCAUCCAUUUUAGCACAGACAUUUGGAAAAGUUACCAAGGAUAUUUUCAGGAAUCUAAUUCUGGAAGAAGAUGUCAGGUGUGAUGGGCGUGGUGUUCAAGACCUCAGGGAUAUCAGCUGUCAAGUAGAUCUCUUUCGUCCUCUUCAUGGUUCUGCUUUGUUUCAGCGAGGACAAACACAGGUUUUUUGCACAGUGUCUUUUGAUUCCCUUGAUUCUUCAAUGAGAGUUGACCCCAUCUCUAUUUUGACUGGUGGCAUCAAAGAGAAAAAUUUUAUGCUGCAUUAUGAGUUUCCUCCUUAUGCUACAAAUGAAACUGGGCGACCAGGUUCAGUAGGAAGACGAGAAUUAGGACAUGGUGCCCUAGCAGAGAAAGGUCUGCGUUCUGUUGUACCUGAGGACUUUCCUUUCACCAUUCGGCUCACCUCUGAAGUCCUGGAGUCUAAUGUCUUGGUCUUUGUUCUUCACAUCUCUUUCUCUCUCUCUCUCUCUCUUUUUUUUAGAGCUAUUUCUCUCACUGCACUUGUUCAUAUCUUUCUUCAUAUCUUCCUCUUCCUAAGUUUGUUCACACAUGCACCACACACAUAUAUUCUUUCUUUUUUCAUCCCUAACACUCUCUUAUUUUGUUCAUAUCUCUUGUAUCUCUCUAUCUACCCCUCUCUUUCAUUUCUCUCUCUUGACCCUAUCUGUACUGAUCUGUUUCUACUUUUCUCUUUCAUGAGUAUCUCUGUUUAUAUCUAUGAUAUUAACUGUUCCACUAUUCUCUUUCUCUCUUAUACUCUUUCUCUCUCUAUCCCAUGUGGCUGA